UUUUGUUUUGCUGGUUUUCGUUUUCGUUUUCGUUUUCGUUUUCGUUGGGGAAGUAGAAGAAAAACGUGCUCGUUCCCCCGUUCUCCUCCGCUGCCGAUUACAAGAAAGGAUCCGGUAUUAGGGUUUCCGAUCCCUCCAUUCUCCGCCACCUCUCCUCCCUCUAGCGACCAUCUUCGAUCCGCGGGUAGAGUAGAGGUCUCGGCGCUGAUGUUCUCGCGCUCGGGUUCUCAGAUAUGAGAGCGCCGGAGCAACUGCUCGCUGAGAUGUCCCUAACGGCCACGCCGUCGGAUCUUCCAUUGGUCACCGUCCAGAUUCCCGCUGCCUACCCCUCGUGGUUCGUGGGUUGCCAUGGUCCUCCGUACAACCUCGCGUUGAUCGUCCCCUCCGCUUUAUUCGUCGCUUACCUCGCUUGGCUGGCGCGGAAGAGCUUCCUUAAGCUCACGUCCGGCCAGUCUCAUCUGAUGGUUUCCUACUAUGCUCUCCUGUGGCUUGUCAGCCUCCUCAAUUUCUUCUGGUGCCUAGUCCAGGUGUGGCAGUGUACUGCUGCAAAGGAAUCUGCAUGGAAUAUGUUAUCUUUGUUUACAGAAACUGGGUUGUUGUUCAUGGAAAUAAGCUUGUUGGCGUUUCUGCUUCAAGGAAGUCAUGCUGGUGGAUUAGAUGUUUUAACACGUACAUUUAUUGUGUCUGGAGUAAUUGUUGCCGCUGAUACACUACUAAAGACUAUCUACAUAUAUGGCUUUGGGGUUCCUCUAUUUGCAGACAGCAAUAAUAAAGAAAACCGUGCAAGAUGGGGCUUGUGGAUUGUCCACAAGCUGCUGCUCAGUGCAGUCUAUGGCUUCAUUUUCUUCAUGCAUCACUCAAAGUGGAGAGAAAGAUUACCUGCAAGACCAUCAUUCUACAACUAUGUUUGUGCUAUGCUGUUGCUGAAUACAAUGUCCCUGUUCGGUUGCCUGCUUGCUGCAAAUGGAUCUGGAUUUGGAAUAUGGUUGUUCAAUCUAACAACUGUAUGCUACCACUCUCUUUAUCUUCCACUUCUAUAUGUGGUCUUCCUUGCAGAAUUUUUCCAGGAAGAAGAUAUGCACUUGGAGAAUGUGUACUACUCUGAAAUGAAGGAUGCCGGUUUCUUUGAUGAUGAUUGGGAUUAUACAUCAGACAAAUAGGUUCUAUGCUUGUCAGGAUAGCAUAAUGCAAAAACCCAAAACUUCAUAAGUUUAAGCAUUUGUAUGACACAUUUAACAUUCCAAUAUUAUCUUCCUAAAACUGUUGUCCUUUUUUUAA
This is a messenger RNA of Zingiber officinale, 1278 nucleotides long. RefSeq names its product protein CANDIDATE G-PROTEIN COUPLED RECEPTOR 2-like. The record is from RefSeq and is a predicted model, not a curated record. NCBI's taxonomy places the organism in Eukaryota, Viridiplantae, Streptophyta, Magnoliopsida, Zingiberales, Zingiberaceae. Gene Ontology annotation, molecular function: G protein-coupled receptor activity. The coding region runs from base 234 to 1160 and encodes 308 amino acids. Gene Ontology annotation, cellular component: plasma membrane. The transcript is spliced from 6 exons. Gene Ontology annotation, biological process: G protein-coupled receptor signaling pathway.